GACGGAAGAGCGUAGGCUCCGUGUGCUGGGGAGGUUCACCAUGUCAGCCGUCUCGAGGAGCUACAACCCCUUCGACGAGGACGAAGAGGAGACGCGGGGCGGCGGAGAGGUGUGCGGUGCGGAGCGGCAGCGCUAUCUGCAGCAGGAGGUGCUGCGCCGCUCUGUCGCCACCGCCGACAGCACCGCGCGCUCCCUCUCGCUGCUCUACGAGUCCGAGCGCAUCGGCGUGGCCGCCUCCGAGGAGCUCAUACGUCAAGGAGAGGCACUGAAGCGUACAGAACAAAUGGUUGAUAAAAUGGACCAGGACCUGAAGACUAGUCAAAGGCAUAUAAAUAGCAUUAAGAGCGUUUUUGGAGGCCUGGUUAACUACUUCAAAGCCAAACCACCUGAGAGCAAACCAGAACAGAAUGGAAUGCCUGAAUAUUAUGGCAACAGUAGAUUAAAAGAAGCAGUGAUGUCUAGCAAAGAUCAAGACUCAAAAUUUCAGGAAAGUCAUCCAAAUUUAAGACGCCUAGAUAAUUCAGCAGAUAGUGAUUUCAGCAACAUAGAUUCAAUUUCUUCAGUGCAACGGGAUGCCUGUCCAAAGAAUCAAUGUCUGCAAGCUUACCACAAAAAAAUUGAUAACAACUUAGAUGAGAUGUCCUCUGGGUUGAGUCGUCUGAAAAACCUAGCUCUUGGUCUGCAGACAGAAAUAGAGGAGCAAGAUGAUAUGCUGGAUCGGCUAACCAAAAAAGUAGAGAUUCUAGACGUCGGUAUUAAAAGCACUGAUAAAAAAAUCCGACAACUUUAAAGAUCUAACAGAAAUUUUUGUCCAGCAUUACUUCUUCUCAGUUGUCUUUUCUCAACAGAUCUCUUUAAAAAAAAAAAACAGCCUUGGAUGACUUUUUUUUUCCCCCGUUAGGCUACUGUUUCUGUUGCCAUUAAAAGUGUAGCAUAAUACCUUAAGUUUCUUUCUAAUGUACAUGGGAGAAGUGUAUUUUGAGUAAAAUCUCUCAGUGCUCUUAAUUUUUUUGUAUUACUGUGCAUUGUGUGCAUGGAGGAGUCCAGAGUCUACAAAGUUUCAGUAUCCCUGGCCUGAAAGCUGCGAUGAGAAAAUUAACUACAUUUCACCUUUUCAGUUCCAGGAGGGGCGGGGAGAACAGAAUGUAUUCCUUUAUUCAGAUCAAACAUUGCAAAUUCUGUUUACCUGCAGCUAUAUAUAUAUAUAUGCUUAAAAAAUGCCCAUUUCCAGCUGUACAAAUAAUCUGAAGUGACUGCCUUCUUGGCAUUUUUGGGGCUUAAGGAGCUAACUCCUCCAUUGACUUUAGCAGGUACAGAAAGUUCCCAUAGAUGAAGAAAAGUUCAAAAAGUUUUGAGUCUUCCAGAUACAAGUUGGGUCUUCCAUUUUGUGUUAUUCAUUCGUAAAUAGAACUGCAGAGUAAUUACAGUUCUGCUCCAACCUGGAGACAUGACAGUGAGAGCUAGAUGUCUCUUGAAAACAAGUAAUUUCAGUUUGGAGAGAACCUGUGUCAUUAUUGCAAUACUCGCUAUCAAAACUGACAGUAAAAGGCCAAGAAGAGAAUCACUUUGUGCUGGUGCAACAUUCUCAUCCAGGUUAAGAUAACUAAGGUGUUUAGGACUACCAAGCUUUUAUCUUUCAUGAGUAUCACAUUCGUACUCUUUUUUUUUUUAAGGGAAUUUGUUACAUUGACUUGCUAUAAAGUUCACCCAAUAGGCUAAGGAGAUGUAAAAAGAACUAGACCAUUUCUUGAGUUACUAUGUCUCUGGGGAAUUCAACUGUAAAGACAAAUGAAUCACAAAAAAAAAAAAACCACACAAAAAAACACACACUUCUAAAGCAUAGUGUUAUGAAAAGUACAUGGUAGAAUUGUGAAUUAGUCUGAAGGUGAGCUGUUUCUCCUAACCUUGCUACUAUCAUUAAUUUAGUCUCUAAAAAAGAUAGCACUUGCAGAGGCUUAAAACUACAUGAGCUUUUGAGCAUGAAAAGCCUUAUUUGCUUUUGCUUUAAGGUAUCAUUAUACUAACAUGAAGUCUUGAAAAAGCUUAAUAUCAACAUUAUCAUCUACCGUUUUGGUCAGCGUCAUAAUUUUCUUUAACUGUUAGAAUAGUCAUUAAUUAUAUGAUCUAAUGCCUUGAGAAGGUUAUACUAGUCAUUAGUUAUCAAAAUCUGUUAAGCACCUCAGUGAAGGAAUAUUCCAAUUAUGAUUGUAUUUCUAUUGAUUAUAUAUUUGACUCACUCCCCGUUUUGUUAAUAAGGUAUAAAGAAUGGUGGUUUUACUUAUCUUAAAAUGGAUUUGUAAGAUCUGUCAAGAACAACAAAAAACCACCACAGUAAAUAACUCAUUGUAGGUUGAAACCUGCCCUCAUUUAUAUGCAAGUGUUUCAAAAUUAAGUUUUUUCCAAAGUCAGACUUCAGUAAAUUGGAUGUAGAUUGAGGUUUUUUCCCCCCACUAAGUUUGGGGAAGUGGAGGAAAAGCAUAGCUAGAAGAUCUAGUUGUAUUACAUGAAAUAAAUGCAGAGCUUGAUUCCCAGCUAAAAUUUUAGUUUAUUUAACUGAAUGUUGUCUUAACAGUAUGUUGUCUUUCUGAAGUCAGCUGUUCCUUUUUUUAGUCUAAGUUAAUUCACAGAAUGAACUCAAUUGUUUUGGUAAAUAGUUUAGUUGUAUCAGCAUUACUAAAAGUUUCAUGCAUCCUGAAUGUCCUUGAUGGCCUUAAAAACACAGGCAAAGAAGGGGAAUGAAAAGAAGUUUUUAAAAUCCUUAUUUCUGCUUUAAGAACCUUAUAAUCCAAGAAGACUAGGAUCUCCAACACGUGGAGGUUAUACAGAAGUCUGACUUCUUGCAUCUGUAACAAUUUAAUUAAUUGUCUCAGUAAUACAUUGUAAUGCUAUAAUGUGAUGGGGAAAGCACAGCAACAAUAGCAGGGUAACAAAGCCUUUAGCUGCGGCAAAUGAGAAUAAGCCUAAAUGCAACAGCUGUAGGUAAAGGGAAAAAUAAAUAAAUAAAAAAGCAGUUGCUUACCUUUUAAAGGCCUCAGGAUGGAAAAGAUCUCCAGCAAAAUACCUUUGCUUCUACUGCCAGCCCUUAAAUGAGGUCUGGGAAGGGGUGGAUCCUGGCUCCAACUCUUUAGAUCACUCAGGUACAUUGUAUGCACCUGAGUUUCUCUGGGCUGGCUCUGCCUUCUCCCUGGGUGCUCUAUUGCUGUUUCCAAGCUGUGACUUAGCAUUUCCACUAUAUGCUGUUUUUUUUCUUGCUACUUAGGCUUUUCUGUUCUAUUUAUUAUUUUUGUUUCAUUUAAAAUUCUUUUUUAAAGGAUUGUUUCACAUGUUGAGUUUCCUUUCUUAGGGGAAGAAAAAUUUUUACGAAUAUUUGUGCUACUAACUGAAUUACCUUUCUUAACUUUCGUGUGUUCUGCUGAAUUUACAUGAAGAAACAACUGUAUUUUGUAAGCGUAAUACUUUUUUUCUCAUUAGAGUAGCCUUUUCUCCUGUAGGAAGGUGGAAAUUCUAAGGUAGGAAGAAAAAGCACCGUGAUCUUUGCCUUUCCAGGAAAUGUCACUUUAUAUAUGUAAUGAAGUACUUUCUGUAACUUUUCACAUUGUUUUCUGUGAUGAAGUACAGUUUUAUUUCUUUUUGGAUACUGUUGAAAAACUUACUUUGUGUAAAGCAUAGGACUUUCAGAAGACUCAAGUGCUAACUUGAUAACUUAAACUGUUUUGCCUAAAUGUUUUUGUUGGCAUAAGAAACUGAUGUUCUUGCUCUAAAAUAGCUCUGAUCAGUAUUAUUCCUUUUGGCUUGAGUAGAAGCCUAAUAUUAAGGUCAGAGUAAGAGAAGAAAAUAUUCCUUUUAGUCUUCUUUGGGAAAGGAUACAUGUUGUUUCUCAGAAAGUUUGCUAAUAAAUUUUAAAGAGUUGUUAAACACUGGGGACUGGCAUACACUUUCUAACGUAUGUAUAGUAAGAUAUAUGCAAAAAACAGGAAGGAGGGGAAAAAAAAAGUGGGAAUAGUCAGAUGUGUUUACUAGUUUCCCCUGUGCGUAUAAUUUGAAGUUGUUUGAGUGUUGAAUUAAAUACUGUAACAAAUUAUGCAUAGCUGAAUUUCUUUCUGUACUACAAAGAUGUGUUGCUGUGCCUUGUUUUACUGAAAUUACUCAGACACUGUACUGUGCCCUAUUGGGGUGCAGAAAGUGUGCUAUCCAACAUUUCAAAGAGAAACUACUGCCUUUAUUUGGCUUAUAUAUUAAUGCUCUCUAUGUGAAUCUGGUCUUUUCCCAAAGGUUUUACAGUUGUUGGUUGUAUUUUUUGUUGUUGCUUUGAGUUCUAAUAUGUGAAGUUUAUCUGAAAUAUUUUGCUGCCUGAUAGCUUUUGUAAAGUGAUGUUGUUUGUUAAAUGGUGAAAUAGAGAAUACAAUCAUUGCCUUCUGAACAUGUAGACCUUUAUAGGUAUUUUUUAAAAGCAUAGCAUUAUAUGGAGGAGGUUUAUUAAGUUUAACUCAGAAAUGUAUGGAGCUUAAUUUUCAAAAUCACAGGUAAUGACUACUGAUUAUUUGUCUAUAGGUUUUUUAAUUAUUAUUAAGCAAGACUGUAUUUCUAUACCACCCAGGUGUAUCACUUGCUUUUUCUUUUAUUUUAAUGUUAAAAUGAUCUGCAAUUUAGAAGAUUGAAGUAAAUAAAUGCUGAGCAGUAAGCUAGUUAAUAAAGAUGUUUAUUGUUAA
Molecule: messenger RNA, 4709 nt
Organism: Gallus gallus (chicken)
Lineage: Eukaryota; Metazoa; Chordata; Aves; Galliformes; Phasianidae
Gene: SNAP29
Product: synaptosome associated protein 29
Exons: 5
Coding region: 41-790 (249 amino acids)
Biological process (GO): synaptic vesicle fusion to presynaptic active zone membrane; exocytosis; synaptic vesicle priming
Cellular component (GO): plasma membrane; SNARE complex
Molecular function (GO): SNAP receptor activity; syntaxin binding
Source: RefSeq, marked validated